This is a messenger RNA of Phytophthora nicotianae INRA-310, 4458 nucleotides long. RefSeq lists its product as hypothetical. Gene Ontology annotation, molecular function: protein binding. NCBI's taxonomy places the organism in Eukaryota, Oomycota, Peronosporomycetes, Peronosporales, Peronosporaceae. Bases 145 to 4257 code for a protein of 1370 amino acids. The transcript is spliced from 6 exons. The record is from RefSeq and is a predicted model, not a curated record.
CACCCACAUUAUUCCUUAACCCAAGACAGUCGUAGUACCUGCUCAGUGCGGAAGUUGACGUCUUCCGCAACAGCGCCGCGGCAGGAAGCGAUCCGCCUGCCUCAUCGCUCUCCUGCCUCCUCCGACGCGCCCAGGACGGCGUCCAUGCGCGCAUCUCCGGCCACGGCGUCGGCAGCGGCGUCGUGGCCCAAAGCGCGCGACCGCAGUGCUCCCACCUAUGAGCUAGGCGAUCUGUUACUCUCUACCUUAAAGCUAUCCUCCAUACAGCCUACAGAGCGGCGCACGAAGCGCUCGCUGAGCCUCGGCGUGUUGACGCUGGAAAUAAGCCUGGUGCUGGGUGCGUGGCUCGCUCUGUCGCGCGGAGGGCUGUCGCCGCGCGUAUUCAACGUGGUGGGCGGCACAUUCCUAGUCUCCAGCGCGGGUGUCUGCUAUCGGGGUGGUUGCCAUUUGCUGAGGAGGCUUUCAGCGACCAAACGCAUCGGCGAGUUGCUGCUGGAUCGCUCUAGCCCGCGCUCAUGGCCUCAUGAGAAACGUCGCCUGUUCCUCGAAGUCUGCACAUGGAUGGCGAGCGUUUUGUCACUGUAUACAGCGUCACACUCGGCCUGGAUCGCCAUAGGUGUGGGAGCAGCCACAGCAGCUGUACUGGCGUUCGUGAGCGAUUUCCUGGCGGCAUCUCUACAUCUCUUGGAGACGAGAUUGGACCCGCAGCAGAUGAGAGGCAUCGGAGGCAUGCUCUGGCUCAAGGUCGCGCUGUCUUAUGUCUGUGUAGGAUACAUUAUAUCUGACACGGGCAGGAAGCUACAUUCCUACGUAUUUGGACAGGAAAUUGAAGCGGAAGUGCAGUUCCAGUCGGUGGAUCAACUGGUAUUCAACUAUCUGCUCAUCACGCUGGUCGGUGCGUCGCUUAUUAUUGCAAGUGAACUGCUGCUACUGUGUGCACCCACUCGACGAGCUGGAAUUGCACUCCAAGGACGGAUUGUAGACGCUCGGAAGAACUGGGAACGGCAUCCACUGCGGUCGCUUGUUGAGGUGACAGGAACUUUUGGAGCAACGACGCUGUACUACAGUACGACGAAAGACAUGCUGCUAUCGCUACAGCUUGGCACGUGCUGUGGCGUUCUACUUAUUCUCAGUAGCGAGCUCUUAGCUUCAGCAAGUCGACCGAGGUUCGUGAGUCCGCCGAGUCCGCAGGCAGCUGUGGAGAUGCCCGCUGACCACUGGGUGAAGCUCAUUCCUGUGAUCGUGAUGAUGCUGUAUUUUCUCUUCCAAGUGUAUGCCGCAAUUGUGCGUGCUGCGAAUGUACCAUCGAGCUCCUUGACGCUGAUGCUGAGCUUCAUCGCCGUGGCUGCGAUCACGCUUACUGUUCUGGCAUUAUCUGGACGAAAACCGUCUUUAAUGGAGUUGUUUCGCUUGGGCAGACGCCUCGCAGCCAGGUUUUGUGUUGGUAUCAUUACACUUAUCGCUCCCAAGGUCUCGUAUGGACUACCAGGCGUGCUAUUCUCCUGUGGGCUGUCGGCUUUUUGCAUCGCAUUUUCUCGAGAAUGCUGGGACGAUAUUGAAGUGAGCGAUGGAGCUCAGCUGAAAGAGAUUUCGUGUGCUGCGCCAGAACCGGCAGAUACCCCUGCAAUCUCUACGUUGAGUAAGGUUUGCCCAAGUGAUACGCUGCAGUCGUGGUCUGAUCGUGCUCUGAGCUUCGUGAAAGAGCGAUAUCCUCAUCUUUACAAACGAGUCAAGUGGACAUUUGUAGGUAUCAUGGUGGUGUCGACAUUGGAUAUGUGCUCGACUUUCUUCGCUGUGAUUAACCAGGACAAGCUCUCGCUGUCACUUUCGCAAUAUUCCGCAAUCAACGUUGUGGUGUCGGCUUCAGUUGGAUACCUGACGAGUCCAGCACCAUAUGAGCUGCAUCCUGCGGUAUUACUCAACACUGGAGUGAAGCAGUUCAAGAAUAAGUGGGUCGUCUUCCCGCUUCACAUGUUUGUCGAGACGCUGGUGUUCGUCGGUGUUUUCGUCGGUACUUUUGCAGCCUCCUCCACUGUUUUCAGCUCGCUCACGCUUGCUGCGCUUUCUGGAAUUGUGGUAUCUAUCGGAGGUCACUGGGUAUGCUCGCGGCUUCACUUAACUGUUGGAACACACAUGCGCGUGCAGUUGACAGCAACGUGUGCGCUGCUGUUUUGUCUGUUCUUGAUCACCUACGCUUCGAUGGUAUCGCUGUUCUCUAUCUACCACUAUUUCGACAGUAUUGAGGCAGCCUUCUGCCUCGCGUCAUUUGCUGGUAUUUUCUUUCUAGCAGCAAGUGAAUUGUUCCUGAUGUGGGAACCAACUCGAGAGGUGGGCUUGCUGUUGCAGCGCCGGGUUACAAACGCAAAAGAGAACUGGCAGCUGGAGCCCUUACGUUCGUUCUUGGAGCUUUUCACGUGGUUUGCGGUUAUCUGUGGAUCGUUUGCAUUGUACGAUGAUCUCGUGCUGGCGCUGCAGCUCGGCACCUUCUCUGGCAUUGCAGUCACGCUGUCAGGUGAAUAUUUCCGAAAGAACCGGUCGAGACUCAUUCCAUGGGGACAGGGUCUAUUGGCUGACGCAGAAGUGCUUGCCGCGCCGAUCUCACCCAUUGGAACGCCGUGUGGCAACGCUGAGCCCAAUCGAGCUCGACCGCUUCCGGUUAUGCUAUUGUUCGCAUACAUUGGGUCGGGUACCUUUCAGUGGAUAUUUGAGAACAUGCGCAGUCUCGAAGUCACGGUGCUUCUGGCCACUAUCGCUGGUAUCGCCUUCUUGUGUUUCGCGGACAUGCUGGUGUUAUUCAAACCAACACGAUGGGCUGGUGUGAUCUUACAGGACAGGUUCAUCAAUGUGAAACAGAAUUGGCGCGAGUACCCAGUGCGCUCUUUCGUCGAGUUCGGCUGCUUCAUGGGCGUUAUCUACGGCAGCUACGCGAUUUAUCAUGACUUGGUCGUUGCAGUUCAAGUCGGUACUCUCUCUGGAAUGCUCGUGACGCUGGGUGGAGAGCAGCUUCGAAGCUGCGCGCGAGCUAUGCCGCUGAACGAAGCAGAUAGAAAAGAGGUGGAGAAGACGCAAAUCCUGCCUCUGCCUGUCAUGAGUCUGCUGGGCCUGGUCGGUGCUGUGGCUUUCAAUAUUAUUUAUACGCAUCUGCGCAGCAUCGAGGUGGCAUUUGUCCUCGCCACCACGAGUGGCGUCAUUUUUGCUCUUGUUGGAGACAUGUUCGUCAUCUGGAAGCCUACACGCAAAGUCGGUAUGAUUCUCCAGGAGCGUAUCUUGUACUUCAAACCGAAUUUCUCCAGUCAUACGCGUCGAUCAUGGAUGGAAGUGGCUUCACUUUGUGGCGGAUGGUAUCUAUCCUACGAUUUCUUGUGGCCCGGGGACCUUCUUAUCGCCAUUCAGUUUGGCACCACGACUGGCAUUGUGGCCUGCGUUUGCGGAGAGCUCACGAUGGAGUAUGUUGCUGAAGCGGAACGCCGCUUGAUAGCCGGUGUAUCCGCCAAACUAGCACAAGACCCUCAAAGGGACAGCACGUUUCUCAACCUUCCUUACGAAGUCCAGUUUGAAGUCGCACACUUUCUGACCGCUGAAGAUCUACUAGUGGCGCGAGCCACAUGCCACAAGAUCAACAGCAUGCUGAAAGCCGAGUCUGCUCGCUUUUGGUUGCACGCAAGUCUGAGGCGAACAAUUCGAGACCACCGCGAACGCUCUCGAGUUCAUAGCAUCAGCCAUCGGAUGGGAAACCGUGCCCGAUCGCUCGUGUUUGAAGCCAUCACGCUUGUGUUGCCUAAAAUAGUUGGAGCCAGAGACCCAGCUCAAGUGCUUACGUCCAGUAACGAAGUCAACCGCGCACUGAAGUGGGUGUACCUCAAUGCCGGCUGGAUUCGGAAACAGAACCUCCCGCAAUUGGUCAAUGAAGUCGAGAUCGAAGGCAGCGCGCUCAUCUCUUUGACCGCUGGAGAUGUUGCCUUCGAUGUGUUCCGUCACAUGCCCGAUAAGAGUUCUUUGGGAAUUAUUAUCACGCGCAACGAAGACUUUGCAAUCGAGCGCGUCGAGGUGCCUAGAGGCGUUUAUGACACGAUCCAGCGGGACCCUUUCAGCUUCGUGGCUGCCGAGACUCUCUCGACGUUAGAAGUUUUUUCGAACUGGCAUCUGACAGUGGUGGCGUUUGUUACGAUGACCCUGAUUUUCAUCGGGCAGUUCUCUAGCGACCUUCUUCGCGCAUACAUCCUGCCUGCAUCGUUCACGUGGUGGGGAGUGAGAUAAUUUUUUUUGAAACAACCUGCUCAAGUACAUGUACCAGCAUGCAAAAUUACCGCUGAUGAAAAUUUGUAUAAUUGACUACAAAGAAAUUAAUCCAUCUAGUAAUCAGAAACUCAUGUCAUUUACUUAGCACUCCGACUCGGUAUCUUCGUCUUUAAUUUCAAUAUACUCUGGCACCUGCUUCACUCGGCUGAAGUGCAACCG